UCCAACAUGAGCAGCACUGCCAGCAGCAUGAGGGGCAAGAUCAUUUUCUACGAAGAGAGGAACUUCCAGGGUCGUUCCUACGAAUGUACGAACGAUUGCUCCGACAUGUCCUCGUACCUGAGCACAUGUCAGUCUUGUCGCGUGGAGAGCGGCUGCUUCAUGCUUUAUGAGCGCCCCAGCUUCAUGGGCAACCAGCAUUUCAUGAGGAGGGGCGAGUACGCCGACCACAUCACUACGAUGGGAAUGAGGGACUGCAUUAGGUCCUGCCGCAUGAUCCCCAUGCACAGAGGUCAAUUCAGGAUGAAGAUUUAUGAAGGGGAGAAUUUCAGCGGCCAGUCCCACGAGAUACAAGAGGAAUGCGACAACAUCAUGGACCGCUACCACAUGAACGACUGCAUGUCCUGCCAGGUGAUGGAUGGCCACUGGCUUAUGUUUGAGCAGCCAAACUUCCGUGGCAGGAUGGCGUAUCUGAGGCCUGGCGAGUACCGCAACUUCAGGGAAAUGGGCAUGAACGGCAUGAGAGUCAUGAGCAUCAGGCGCAUUAUGGACUCCUGCAAUUAA
Corythoichthys intestinalis (scribbled pipefish) is the source of this 561-nucleotide messenger RNA. RefSeq names its product gamma-crystallin M3-like. The transcript has 3 exons. The coding region runs from base 7 to 561 and encodes 184 amino acids. Gene Ontology annotation, biological process: visual perception; lens development in camera-type eye. Lineage: Eukaryota; Metazoa; Chordata; Actinopteri; Syngnathiformes; Syngnathidae. The record is from RefSeq and is a predicted model, not a curated record. Gene Ontology annotation, molecular function: structural constituent of eye lens.